AUGCUCGCGCAGGAGGAGGCGCGGCGCCUGGGACACAAUUUCGUGGGCACGGAGCAGAUUCUCCUGGGGCUCAUCGGCGAGGGCACGGGCAUCGCCGCCAAGGUGCUCAAGUCGCUGGGCGUCAAUCUCAAGGAGGCGCGCGUCGAGGUCGAGAAGAUUAUUGGUCGCGGCUCGGGCUUCGUGGCCGUUGAGAUCCCGUUCACGCCGCGCGCGAAGCGCGUGCUGGAGCUGUCGCUGGAGGAGGCGCGCCAACUCGGGCAUAACUACAUCGGCACGGAGCAUCUGCUGCUGGGCCUGCUCCGCGAGGGCGAGGGCGUGUCUGCGCGCGUGCUCGAGAAUCUCGGCGCCGACCCCGGGAACAUCCGCUCGCAGGUGAUCCGCAUGGUGGGUGAGAGCGCGGAGGCGGUGGGCGCGGGCGUGGGCGGCGGCAGCAGCGGCAAUUCCAAGAUGCCCACUCUCGAGGAGUACGGCACCAACCUCACCAAGCUCGCUGAGGAGGGCAAGCUAGACCCAGUGGUGGGGCGUAUAGCGCAGAUCGAGCGGGUGACCCAGAUCCUGGGUCGGCGCACCAAGAACAACCCCUGCCUCAUCGGCGAGCCUGGUGUGGGCAAGACCGCCAUUGCUGAGGGCCUUGCACAGAGGAUUGCUUCUGGAGACGUGCCUGAGACGCUGGAGGGGAAGAAGGUUGUCACCUUAGACAUGGGUCUCCUGGUGGCAGGGACCAAGUAUCGGGGUGAAUUCGAGGAGCGACUCAAGAAGCUGAUGGACGAGAUCAAGCAGGCGGACGACAUCAUCCUCUUCAUUGACGAAGUGCACACGCUCAUCGGCGCGGGCGCGGCCGAGGGCGCGAUCGACGCGGCCAACAUCUUAAAGCCCGCCAUGGCGCGCGGGGAGCUGCAGUGCAUCGGCGCGACCACGAUCGACGAGUACAGGAAGCACAUAGAGAAGGACCCGGCGCUCGAGAGGCGGUUCCAGCCGGUGCAGGUGCCGGAGCCAUCGGUUGAUGAGACGAUUCUCAUUCUCAAGGGGCUGAGGGAGUGA
Messenger RNA from Closterium sp. Naga37s-1, 1041 nucleotides. Lineage: Eukaryota; Viridiplantae; Streptophyta; Zygnematophyceae; Desmidiales; Closteriaceae. The record is from the annotation of a GenBank genome assembly.